AUGCCCGACCUCAAGAUUGUUGAUUCAUGUAUUCUUCAAAUUGUUGUGGACAACUCAAUAGAAUGGAUGACCAAGUUCCCCGCCGGUUUCACGAGCGAGAUCGCAACGCAUCUUCAGGACAAGCCAAGGAUAGACGAGAAAACUGGGGCACCUUUCGUUGACUUGGACAGGUACUGCUGCGCUGCCCAUGGACUCUCGCUUCUCAUUACCACCCGUUUAGGAAACCAAACGCACUGCACCUUGUUUGACACGGGUCCCGAUGCGCUCACCCUGGAGCGAAAUCUUGCCUCGCUAAAGGUCGACAUGACCAAAGUCGAGCGCAUCGUUCUCUCACAUUGGCAUCGAGAUCACUCGGGCGGAAUUAUCGCCGCUUUGAAGCAUGCUACGAAGCAAGGAAAGAAAGCCCCGAUCGUCGUCGACCUGCAUCCCGACCGUCCCUUUGCACGUGGGAUCGCUCCCAACGGCCAGCUCAUAGGCCGUCUUCCGGAAGACCCGACGUUCGAGGAGAUUGAGUUUGUCGGAGGUAAAGUGGAGACGCACGCGGAAUCGCAUACGGUUGCGGGCAAGACUGUCUGGAUUAGUGGGGAGAUCCCGAGAGUGACCAGCUAUGAGGAGGGCUUGCUGGGUGCAGUGACCUGGUAUGAGGAGCGGAAUGGCGACGGGGAUUGGCAGCCGGAUGAGCUCAUCCUGGACGAGCGCUAUUCGGCGAUCAACGUCAAGGGCAAGGGGUUGAUUAUCAUUAGUUCAUGCUCGCAUGCCGGAAUCGUCAAUGUUUUGAAAGACGCCGUUCAACGGUUCAAGCGACCGAUUUACAUGAUCGUCGGGGGACUUCACCUGGCUGGGCCAGAGUUGCAACAUCGUAUUCGCCCGACCGUUGAGUUCAUCGCCAAGGGGCUCCAUCCGACACCUACAUACGUCCUACCCCUCCACUGUACAGGAUUCAACGCCAAAGUUGCACUGCGGGAAGCGAUGGGUGACAUUGUGGUCCCGGCAGCUACUGGUGUCAAAAUCGACGUUGGUGGUGAUGACGCCGCCGAAGAGACGUUGGGGGAGUCCUCCUGCCCUUCCGAUACGGAGUAA
Messenger RNA from Dacryopinax primogenitus, 1080 nucleotides. RefSeq lists its product as uncharacterized. The transcript is spliced from 7 exons. The record is from RefSeq and is a predicted model, not a curated record. Lineage: Eukaryota; Fungi; Basidiomycota; Dacrymycetes; Dacrymycetales; Dacrymycetaceae. The coding region runs from base 1 to 1080 and encodes 359 amino acids. Gene Ontology annotation, molecular function: transferase activity.